This is a messenger RNA of Brettanomyces bruxellensis, 2661 nucleotides long. RefSeq lists its product as uncharacterized. Lineage: Eukaryota; Fungi; Ascomycota; Pichiomycetes; Pichiales; Pichiaceae. Bases 1 to 2661 code for a protein of 886 amino acids. The record is from RefSeq and is a predicted model, not a curated record. Gene Ontology annotation, molecular function: hydrolase activity, acting on carbon-nitrogen (but not peptide) bonds. The transcript has a single exon.
AUGACACUCUUUUCUCAUGGUAGUAUAGCUCUCCCUGUCACAGAGGGUAAAAGAAUCAAUCCUGCUUGGUUUUUUGUUGCUUUUGCAAUCAUACUUCUUUUCACUACAUUCAGGCAGUUCGUUCACAGACCUGAGCCAACACCAGGAAUCUGUCAAUACAACAAUAUAAGGCCACAUUACUAUCCAAAUGAGCAUAGAAUAAACGGCAGAUAUAAGUUAUUUAAUCCGGAUGACAUCUUGCUUGAAAAUGCUACUAUAAUAGAUGGUGACGGUACUGUUUUGCACAGUAUGGAUUUAUAUCUAUCGAAGGGUACAAUUAUCGAUAUUGGUCAUGGACUCGGCAGAAUUUAUUCAAAAAAUGUUACCUCAGUUUCCUUAGAUGGAAGAUUCGUUACGCCAGGUUUGGUUGAUAUGCAUUCUCAUUUUGGAACCAGACCUCAACCACAAUUAUAUUCGACUGAAGAUACAAACGAGUUCACCAAUCCUGUUACUCCAUAUGUUCGUGCAAUUGAUGGCAUAGAUCCCCAGGAUCCUGACAUGGAUUCACUAUUGGCUAGCGGUGUUACCACCCAUUUAGUUCUUACCGGAAGUAGAAAUCUAAUCAGUGGUGAGUCUUAUGCUAUAAAAAUGCAUCAUUCGCCUCAUAACCAGGUUCAAGAAUUAUUGGUUCAGUAUGACUUACCCGAAAAAAUGGCCAGGAACAAACCGGUCAGGUGGAUGAAGAUGGCAUAUGGUGAGAAUGAGAAAAACUGGAAGCUUCAACGUGGAGAUGGUUAUCCUGUCAGUAGAAUGGGAGAGAAUGCCGUGGUUAGAGGGGCCUUUGAUGAGGCAAAGGAGCUUAAGGAAAAGCAGGAUAAGUGGUGUGUUGAUCCUGAAUAUCGAAAAUUGAAUAAGGAAUACCCAAGCAAUUUUAAGCUGAAUAGUUUGGUGGAUGUUCUUCGUGGUGACAUUAAUCUUAACAUCCACGUCUAUGAAACAUACGAUAUGGAGGCAUUACUACGUACUGCUGAUGAAUAUCAUUUCCAAAUCAAUGCAUUUCACCAUGCUCUUUCUUCUUGGGAGAUUCCAGAACUUUUAAAGAGUCAUAAUACAACCAUUGCCUUGUUUGCAGAUAGUUGGGGCGAGAAAAAAGAGCAAUAUCAAGGUACUGUUUAUCAGGCAAAAUUAUUGUCAGACGCAGGUAUUGAUGUUGCUAUUAAGACCGAUCAUCCAGCAUAUCCUGGACAGGAGUUGUUGUAUUAUGCUCAAGUAGCACAUAACUAUGGUCUUUCGGCCGAAAAGACUAUUGCCUCUGUUACUUCCAUUCCUGCCAGAUCUAUUGGUUUGGGUCACAGAAUUGGAUACUUGAGGAAAGGCUAUGAUGCAGAUAUUGCUAUUUGGAAAAACCACCCACUUACUCUUGGAACUCAUCCAGUGGAAAUGAUUAUUGAUGGUGAGGUGAAGUUUAAUUUCUCCAAAAUAGACAUGUAUCCUCCAGAGACAAAACUGGAUGUCAAGCAGAGAGAAAAGGUGUCCUCACCUGAAACAUGCAAGGUUGGUUUGCGUGACUUUUUGGUUACUGGGGUGACACAUUCACUUAUUCCGGGCUUCGAAGAAGUUAACCACGAAAAUCUUACUAUCGCAUUUGUGAAUGGUGAAGCAAAUGUCAUUAAUGACACUGCAUCCAUUUCUAGGUUACUUGAAAACGGUCUUCCUGUCUUCAGUCUGAAAGAUGGUUAUGUUGUUCCUGGUGCAAUAUCUGUUUCACCAAGUCUAGGACUCACAGAGAUGGUUUUAGAGGAGGAUACAUCGGAUGGAAGUGUUUCUGGUACCGAAAUUAUUGAAGCAGCGGAUGGAAUCCAUAUGGAUGGAUUGAUGAUUGAAAGGCUCAGAAGAGUUGGUGUUAGUAAAGCUGUGACGGCGCCUAUCGGAAAUUCCUUCCUAAAGGGAGUCAGUACCUACAUCGAUAUGUCCAAUCAUGGAAGUUUGGAUGACACGAUUUUAAAGAGGGAUGUUGCAAUUCAUUUUAACAUCGGAAGAACUGCCAAAAAGGGAUCAGACUCUUCUAUUUCUUCCCAGUUCAAGCACUUAAGAGACUUUUUGAUUAACAAGCCAUUGAAAUACAAAGAUCUACCAAUAGCGGUUCAUACUCAUAAUGCUGAAAUAAUGAAGCACAUUAUCAGUAUGAAAAGAAAUGAGUUCCCAGAGGAGAAAUUUGUUGUGGUGGGUGGUCAGGAGGCUUAUCUAAUUGCUGAUGAAUUGGCAGAAGUGCAUAUUCCAGUAAUAGUAGCACCUUGGAGAUGCACGGCCAAGUUUUGGGAUAAUAGGAUGUGUUCUCCAAAUGAGCCUUUGGAAUCGAAGUCAUCUUUACAAAUUCUCCAAGAUGCGGGUGUUAAAUUUGCUUUGGGCCAAGAAGCAGACCCUAUUGCAAGAAGAACUUACUGGGAUGCCGGCUGGGCUGCAAGAACGAUCAGAGGUUAUGGUUUGAAAGAGGCUUCUGGUCUAAUUUCGGCAAACAUUGAGGAGAUUUUCAACUUACCAAAAAAUAAUGAUAUCACUAUAUUUGAGCACGAUCCAUUUGACUAUGGUUCAUUCCUGGCCAUUUCACUCGAACAUGGAGAGGUGAGGCAAUGUUUCCCUGAAGUAGAGGAGCCGAAAAUUGGAGAUGAAUUGUUUCAUUAA